AGCUGUAUGGUUUUGAUGUGCUUAUUGAUGACACUCUCAAGCCCUGGCUGUUGGAAGUAAACCUAUCCCCAUCAUUGGCCUGUGAUGCUCCUUUGGACCUGAAGAUCAAAGCUAGCAUGCUCUCAGAUAUGUUUACCCUUGUAGGCUUAGUCUGCCAGGAUCCAGGCCAACGCUCAAGCCGGGACAAUUGUUCAUCUGACUCUGUCAGGAGAAAUCCGUAUCAGAAGCUGCAGCGUCCUGUGUCUAUGCAGUCGCAAACAGCAAAUACUAAGUUGCGUACCCGUCCUUUGUCUGCCAGUGAUGCUGAAGUGAAAACCCCAAUGCCUUCAGGCAGGGAAAAAGUAACAGGAAGGCAAGGCACCUCUGUGCUAGGUCUCUCCAUGGAAGAGAUAAAAGUUCUUUGUCGAGUGAGAGAGGAGAAUGAACGGAGAGGAGGCUUCAUCCGGAUAUUCCCUACCCCAUUAACAUGGGAACUUUAUGGAUCUUUUUUAGAACACAAGACAUCAAUGAACUACAUGCUGGCUACACAUCUGUUUAAGGACAGGGGCAAGAUGAAAAGAGACUUCCCCACUGGGAGAUCCCGAGCAGGUCUUAAUGGAAAGCUGGGUGUGAGGCUGGAAGCUGUAGACUCUCAUGCUCUCUUUUAUGAGAGAAAGCUUGUUUCGCUGGAGUUACGGAAUCGCCAGAGAUGCAAUGGCAAGUCUAAAGCAGCACAGACAGGAUCACCAGAGACAUCAGAACCAAUGAAGUUGUCCCUCAAGUCAGGCACAGAAUGUGAGGAAGAAGAGGAAGUAGGUACAGAUGAAGAUGAGCUAGAUAGAACUGCUGGCUCUGUUUUGGACACUGAUGUGAAAAGUAAGCCAAAGCUCUCUGACUUGGUGAAAACUACUAGUAAGGAGAGGUUGCCAAAAAAGCUUGACAAGAAACCUGGAGAUGGAGGAGAGCUGUUUACUCAAAAAACAAACAUUCAGAUCAACUUGCUGCAGAUUCUUCAAAAGCAUGGAAAUCUGAGCAAAGUCCAAGCUCGCAGGGCUUUCUCUGCCUAUCUACAGCAUGUUCAGUUGCGACUGAUGAAGGAGGCUGGUGACCAGAUCCAGAAUUCUGCCUGGACUGCCAAAGAAGAUGAGCAAAUGGAGCUUGUGGUACACUUCCUGAGGCGAGCUGCCAGCAAUCUUCAACAGUCCUUGAAGAUGUUGCUCCCCAGCCGUCAUUUAGGACUAAAUGAUCGUCGUCGUAUCCUGGCUUACCAGCUGGGCAAGUUCAUAGUCUGUUAUAACAAGGAAACAGAACAGAUGGUUCAGAAGCGAUCCAAAAAGAAACAGGAAGAGGAGCAGGGAGUGAAUCCUGAACUUUUUCAGAACUUCAUUAGCAAAGCAAGUGAAAGUGACCUGGCGGAAGUGCUGACAUUUUACACACAGAAAAACAGGUCAGCAAAUGUCUUCCUAGGAAAAAACUCCACAAGCACAAAAUGCGGCAACAGCAAUAAUGAGUCAGAGAAACAGCCUCAAGAGGAGCAUCCUGAGGUGGUGAAAAAAAUAAAAGGUCAUCAGUCCAAAACUUCAGUUGCAGUUUCAGAAGGACCCAUCUUCUCCUUAAACCCUGAAGUGAAAUUACCUCGGUGUGGCCCUUCUAGUGCUUCUUCCUCUAGUUAUGGUGCCACAUUCCAGAGAAGUACCAGUUCCUGGACACCUUCUCAGCCUUCAGCCUCUGAAAAAUCACAGGUACCUGGUCCAUUGCCAGCUCCUCCAGCUGGUCCCAGGCCCCCCCCACUACCAUCCUUGCAGUUCACUGCUCCUGACAGCUCUUCUGUCUUCAUAAACCCAGUGUCUAGUGAGGCUUCUAGCCUUGCAGGGUUACAUUGUUGUCAUUCUAGUAGAUACACUGUUGGCCCUUUCUCAUCUUUUCAGGCUGCUGCUCAGAUCUACAGCCAAAGAUUGUCCCGACCAUACUCUGCAAAAGCAGGUCUGUGCCAUCGCAGUUCAAGUGGGCAGCAUGUGGUCUCAGCGAGGAUGCACAAAGAUGCAGAAGAUACUUCUUCCCAGGACAAAAGUAAUAACCCUUAUAUGGUAGCAGCAGAACUGCAGCAGGUGGCAGAAAAGCAGGUAGGCUGUCAACAUUCCCCACCAUACCACAUCAGUCUCCUUAUACAGCAGUUAACAAACCUGAACUUGGCAAGUGGAACUGUAAGCAAGGGGAAUGCAGCCACCCCACAGAGCUACCAGUCAUCACUCAACAAAACAGGGUCAUUGUUGCCGGUGCAGUCAGACACCCAUAUAGCUGACAUCAGACCUGUCUCUUCAGCUGUCAGGGCUCCAGAGAAUCAUCGUUUUGUCUGGGAAGGAGAGAUGGAGAACAGUGUCUACAACAAGGUGACACGGAAUCCGCUGGCACAUCCAACCUAUCAGCUCAGUUUUGCUCUGCAACAACUUCAGGAACUUAAACUUCAGUCACGACAGCUGUUGGAGCAAAGUCAGGCCCGGCACCAGACUCUCUUUGCCAACUACUCACAAUUCAGCACCAGCCAUAUACCUAUGCCAGCUGGCUCUGAUGCCCACAAGACAUCAAGUGCCACUUCUAGUAUCCAGAAAACACCCAGUUUGCACAAAGUGAUGCCAUCCCAGAAUACGCCUUCUCAGCUGGUUCCAAAGCCUCCAGCAAACCACAGGCAGGCAGUGGUCAGAAAGGCUGCAGCCCAGAGGAUUUCCAAGGUGUCUUCCAUUGAAAGGCAGCUGAACCGAUUCCAGAACAGUGAUGCAUCCUGUGAGCCAGGGACAAAUUCCACAGAAAAGCCCCUCAAUUCAGAAAGACAUAGUUGCCACUUGUGA
This is a messenger RNA of Nestor notabilis (Kea), 2825 nucleotides long. RefSeq names its product tubulin polyglutamylase TTLL5-like. NCBI's taxonomy places the organism in Eukaryota, Metazoa, Chordata, Aves, Psittaciformes, Psittacidae. Gene Ontology annotation, biological process: microtubule cytoskeleton organization; protein polyglutamylation. The record is from RefSeq and is a predicted model, not a curated record. Gene Ontology annotation, cellular component: cilium. Gene Ontology annotation, molecular function: tubulin-glutamic acid ligase activity; tubulin binding.